This is a messenger RNA of Dictyostelium discoideum AX4, 222 nucleotides long. RefSeq lists its product as hypothetical. The transcript has 2 exons. Lineage: Eukaryota; Evosea; Eumycetozoa; Dictyosteliales; Dictyosteliaceae. Bases 1 to 222 code for a protein of 73 amino acids. The record is from RefSeq and is a predicted model, not a curated record.
AUGCCUUGCUCUCGUUGUCGUAAACCUGGUCAUAAUUCAAGCACUUGCAAUCAACACUUAUUAAUUAGCAAGAUUUCUUCCCCAGCAUUACUUACUGUAUCAGUACCAUGUCCACUUUGCAAAUCAACAGGCUUUAUUCCAAUGCCACCACAUUCAAUGUAUCCAUGCCAAAAAUGUGGAGCUCAAGGGGUCAUCUUGGUUCAAACAACCAGUACAUUCUAG